Molecule: messenger RNA, 957 nt
Organism: Drosophila gunungcola (fruit fly)
Lineage: Eukaryota; Metazoa; Arthropoda; Insecta; Diptera; Drosophilidae
Gene: Prosalpha3T
Product: proteasome subunit alpha type-4-like
Exons: 1
Coding region: 107-880 (257 amino acids)
Biological process (GO): ubiquitin-dependent protein catabolic process
Cellular component (GO): cytosol; proteasome core complex, alpha-subunit complex; proteasome core complex
Source: RefSeq, a predicted model, not a curated record
UUGUGUAUUGUAACAAUUUUUCCGUUUUCUCUCACUUAUUUACAAACUGUUUACUGAACAUCAAGUGAAACUCAUAUUCUUCUAUAUUUUUAUAUAUUCUCAAGCGAUGGCGCGUCUCUACGACUCCCGCACAACGAUUUUUUCGCCGGAGGGCCGACUAUACCAGGUGGAAUAUGCCAUGGAGGCGGUUUUGCACUCGAGCACCUGCCUGGGUAUCCUGGCAAAGGACGGUGUCCUAUUGGCCGCCGAGCGGAGUACCGAUAGGCUUUUGGACACCAGUGUUGCGGCACCGAAGAUCUGCCGGUUGAAUGAGGGCUCGGCAUGUUGCGUCACGGGCAACACGGCGGAUGGAAAUGUGCUGACCAGCGAACUGCGAUUGAUUGCACAGCGGUAUUUUUUCACCUUUGGCGAGGCUAUUCCCUGCGAACAGCUCGUCUCGCACUUGUGUGAUACCAAACAGGCGUAUACGCAAUACGGAGGCAAGCGACCAUUUGGCGUGUCCCUUAUCUACAUGGGCUGGGAUGCCCGCUUCGGAUUCCAGCUAUACCAAUCCGAUCCUAGUGGAAAUUAUAGUGGCUGGACAGCCACCUGCAUUGGCCGCAAGUACAGAGCGGCAAUGGCCAUGCUCGAGCAGGAACUCUUCAACAAAGGGUACUUAGAGCAGAAAUUGGAAAACGCCAAGGAUAUUGCUAUCAAGGUUUUGGGAAUGACUUUGGACAAUGGAAAGCUGACCCAAUCCAAGGUGGAAAUGGCCACAUUGCAGCGUGUUCAUAACACCACCUUCUACAAUGUGCUGGAAAAAGCCGAGAUCCGCAAACUAAUCGACAAGCACAACAAAUUGUUAUCGCAGGCCGCUAGGCGUAUGUUAUCCAACCCAUAAUUUCACACUGUUGUGAACUCCAUAUAUUGUUUCCGCAAGUAAAACGUUAAUAAUUCAAUUGCUUGAAAAGUAAUAAA